AUGGCUUCCAGAACUUUAUUGGCAAAGGAUCUCUCCUGUCCUGUCUGCUGUAAACUCUUCAGGGAUCCUGUUCUCCUGCGAUGUGGUCACAGUGUGUGUAAAUCCUGUCUGCAGAAGUUUUGCAACACCAAAGGAUCCAACGAAUGUCCAGUUUGCAAGGGAAAGUCUUCACUGGACCCUACAUUAAACCUGGCUUUAAAAAAUGUGUGCGAGACUUUCUUACAGGCGGAAAGUCAGAGAGCUUCAGGAAAGGCUGAACCACUCUGCAGUCUACACAGCACGGAACUCAGACUCUUCUGUCUGGACGAUGAUCAGCCUGUGUGUUUGCUAUGUCGGGAUUCUAAAAUGCAUGCCAACCACAGGUUCCGUACCCUUAAGGAGGUGGCUCAUGACUACAAGGAUAAAGUCAGUGCUGCACUGAAGUCCCUAAAGGAGAAACAGAUGAUCUUUAAAGAAAGUAAACUGAACUGGGAUCAGGUUGCCAAACAUAUAAAGACUCAGUCCCAGGACACAGAGAGGCAGAUUAAGGAGGAGUUUGAGAAGCUCCACCAGUUUCUACGAGAUGAAGAGGCAGCCAGGAUAGCAGCUCUGAGGGAGGAAGAGCAGCAGAAGAGUCAGAUGAUGAAGGAGAAGAUUGAGAAGAUGAGCAGAGAGAUAGAAGCACUUUCAGAUACAAUCAGAGCCGUAGAAGAGGAGAUGGGAGCUGAAGACGUCUCAUUCGUACAAAACUACAAGGUAACAGUGGAACGAGCCCAGCGCAAACUCCAGGAUCCAGAGAGCCUUUCAGGAAAAUUGCUCAAUGUAGCAAAACACCUGACCAACCUGAAGUUCACAGUCUUGGAGAAGAUGCAGGCAAUUGUUGAGUCUUCUCCUGUAACUCUGGACCCCAACACUGCUCAUCCUAAACUCAUCCUCUCUGAUGAACUGACCACUGUGAGGCUCGGUAGUGAGAAACAGCAGCUUCCAGGUAGUCCAGAGAGAUUUGAUUAUCAGCAUUUUGUCCUGGGAUCGGUGGGCUUUAACUCAGGGACGCACUGCUGGGAUGUUGAAGUUGGAGACAGUAAAUUCUGGGGUCUGGGUGUGAUUGAAGAGUCUGCUAACAGGAAAGGAAACGUAGACUCCAGGAGAGGAAUGUGGGGGAUGCUGUUGUAUAACAGUGUAUAUUCAGUAAGUUCUUCACCACAAAAACCCACUCCCCUCCCAGUAAAACACAAAGUCCAGAGGAUCACAGUGCAGCUGGACUGGAACAAAGGAAAACUGUCAUUCACUGAUUCUCUCACUAAAACACACUUACACACUAUAAAACACAAAUUCACUGAGAACGUAUUUCCAUUUGUCUAUGUUGGUGAUGUUGACUCUUAUAUGAAGAUUUUACCUGUUUGCUAG
Messenger RNA from Colossoma macropomum (tambaqui), 1386 nucleotides. RefSeq names its product tripartite motif-containing protein 35-like. The record is from RefSeq and is a predicted model, not a curated record. Bases 1 to 1386 code for a protein of 461 amino acids. Gene Ontology annotation, molecular function: zinc ion binding; protein binding. The transcript is spliced from 6 exons. NCBI's taxonomy places the organism in Eukaryota, Metazoa, Chordata, Actinopteri, Characiformes, Serrasalmidae.